AUUUUUCGUCGCAUCGCACAGCUCGUCGCUCGUCGUCGCAUCUGUCAAAUUGGAAAUAUGAAAAUCAUUUGCGAGUGCAAAUUUUGAACAUCCUAAAGGAAACAAACCGAAUUACGUUUUAGCAGGCACUCCAGGGACAAUAUUCCUCGAUAGAGCUUAUUUUUUGCUCGGAAACGGCAAGGAUGAAAAUCACCAUCAAAACACUGAAGCAGGAGGCGUUCCACAUUGAGGUGGACGUCGAAAAGGACACGGUCCGGACGCUGAAGGAGAAGUUCUUCCAGGAAAGUAAAGACUACCCGGUCGAGCGGCAGCGACUUAUCUAUCUGGGUAAAAUCAUGGAAGACGAACAUCCGCUCAGUCAGUACAACUUGGACGACAAAAAGUUUGUUGUGGUUAUGAACAAAAAACCCACGACUGCGCCCGCGGAACCGGCUACUGCUGCUGCUGCUGCUACGACUGGUGCUGCUUCCUCUGCUCCCUCAACUGCUGCGGCUGCUGCUGCUCCCGUAAAAACCGAGGCCAGUGCCGUUUCCUCUGCUGCUGCUGCUGCGGCAGCAGACAAGCCGAAAGAAGAGGAAAAACCUAAAGAGGAAUCGAAACCAGAUGAGACUCAACAGGAUGACCUUCAAGUGAAAAUUCUAAGGAUAACAGAAAUGGGCUACUCCGAGGAGGAAGCUCGCAUUGCGCUGGAAAUUUGCGACAACAAUCCGGACCGGGCUGUGGAGUACCUGCUGUCCGAGAUUGCCACCAGCUCGAUGGGUGGCAGUGGAAUCGGCGGAGGCGGCGGCGGUGGAAAUUCCGGUGGCAGCGCAGCCAGUGGCCUUCUCGGUACCGGCGGUUCCCAGGAGAGCCGGUUGGCCUUCCUGCGGGAGCACCCGACCUUCCUGGAGAUGAAACGCCUGCUGCAGGAGGAUCCCAAUCUGUUGCCGCAUUUACUUCAGAAAAUCCAGUCCAGCAAUCCGGACCUGAUGCGUAUCAUUUCUGAGAAUCAAAUGGAAUUUUUGACGCUGGUUAACGAGGGCGCGGACGGUCCGGAGGGCCGGUCCGCCGUACCGCGCGAACUGGAAACGACUGCCGCCGCCAUGGUGGACAGUCUCAGCCAGGCCGACAUGGAUGCAAUCGAUCGGCUGAAAGCGCUCGGCUAUCCGGAACACCUGGUCAUUCAGGCGUACAUAGCAUGCGAACGGAACGAGUAUCAGGCGGCCGAUUUUCUUGUCUCGCAAAACCCGGACGAUGAUGAUUAAGCAUGCACACAGCUCUUUGUCUACAAGUAAGCGCUGGGGUUUCUUUCCUUUCUUUUUGUUUGUUUUUUCUUCCUGUCUUUCGCCUUGAUAAGCAACAUCUACUAUUGAGAGGGAGUGAAAAACACAAGAACAACAGAUGAACAAACAGUUUCAUUUUAACCUUGAUCGAAUUUUUCCUAUCCAGUUUGCGUUUGUUGUUUUUCCCUCUCGUUGAAAUUCUACAGAAUACAAAAAAAAAAUUUAGAAUUACUCCCAAAAAUUCACAAAAAUCUAAUAUAAAGCAACGCCCACUUUCAAUUGUUUAUUUAUAGAUUAUUGUUUUUGGAUUCGGUUCGCAGUUAGCCUACUUUGUGGAAAAUCUAGGCAGAUUAUAAAGAUUACUAAUUAGCUAUACUAAAAUUACUAUCCAUACACAAAUACACACAACACACACGUAAAUUCUUGAACAGUUUUUGCCCGAAUAAAAUUUAAGAAUUAUAU
Sabethes cyaneus is the source of this 1724-nucleotide messenger RNA. It is a transcript of the gene Rad23, whose product is annotated as UV excision repair protein RAD23 homolog B. The transcript is spliced from 3 exons. The record is from RefSeq and is a predicted model, not a curated record. Lineage: Eukaryota; Metazoa; Arthropoda; Insecta; Diptera; Culicidae. Bases 183 to 1244 code for a protein of 353 amino acids. Gene Ontology annotation, cellular component: cytosol; nucleoplasm. Gene Ontology annotation, molecular function: polyubiquitin modification-dependent protein binding; proteasome binding; ubiquitin binding. Gene Ontology annotation, biological process: proteasome-mediated ubiquitin-dependent protein catabolic process; nucleotide-excision repair.